Molecule: messenger RNA, 555 nt
Organism: Kazachstania africana CBS 2517
Lineage: Eukaryota; Fungi; Ascomycota; Saccharomycetes; Saccharomycetales; Saccharomycetaceae
Product: gluconokinase
Exons: 1
Coding region: 1-555 (184 amino acids)
Cellular component (GO): cytoplasm
Molecular function (GO): gluconokinase activity
Source: RefSeq, a predicted model, not a curated record
AUGACAUCUGGGAAACCAUUAGUUAUAGUACUAGCUGGUACUGCAGCCACAGGCAAAUCUACCAUUGCUGCAAGAAUCAUUAGAGAUUUUAAAGAUACUCUUCCAAAUUUGAAGUUUAUCGAAGGUGACGAUUUACAUCCACCAGCAAACAUUGCUAAGAUGUCUGCAGGAAUCCCGCUGCAGGACGAAGACCGUUGGGAGUGGUUAAAAGAUGUUGCUCAUAAAGGUUCUGAGUGUGCAAAGGCAAAUGGUGACGUAUCUAUCGUAGCAUGUUCAAGUUUGAAAAAGAAAUACAGAGAUUUAAUUAGACAGACUGAACCAGAGACAACUUUUUAUUUCAUUUUCCUUUAUGCAAGUAAAGAAGAAAUUUUAAAUAGAUUAAAUCAAAGGAAAGGUCAUUUUAUGAAGGCAAAUAUGAUGGAAUCACAAUUUAAAGAUUUGGAAUUACCAAGAUAUUUAAAGGAACCAAAUUGUAAAGUCAUCCUUCUAGAUGAUAAGGAUUUCCCACAAAUUGAAGAUAUCGUUGUUGAAACUUGCAACGACCUUUUCACCUAA